Acytostelium subglobosum LB1 is the source of this 1782-nucleotide messenger RNA. RefSeq lists its product as hypothetical. Lineage: Eukaryota; Evosea; Eumycetozoa; Acytosteliales; Acytosteliaceae. The transcript has a single exon. Bases 1 to 1782 code for a protein of 593 amino acids. The record is from RefSeq and is a predicted model, not a curated record.
AUGACAACAAGAAGAAGGACAAAGUUAGAGAGACUACAAGAAGAGUCUGAAGCAUUGAAAGCUUCACUAAUACCAAACCGAAGUAGAAGAUUAUCAUCAAAGAAUCUGAAUGAUGAUGAUGACAAUGAUGAUAAUGAUCACGAAGAAGAAGUAGAGGAAGAUGAUGUGGAGGAUAAUGAGGAAGAGGUUGAUAACACACAGAAACAGAAGAAGAGGAAGCAACAACAACUGAAAGGAUCAGAGAAGCAGACACAAGAUAAACAAGAGAACAAGGACAAUGGCGCAACGAUCAUAACAAGUAGUAGGGGAAGAGUGAUCAAGAGAUUGGCAGCACAGACUAAUGAUAGUGAUGAGAAUGAUUCAGAUGUUAUUCCAUCAAUCUCUGAUGACUCUGAUUAUGAUCCUGAGGAGAACAAGAAGAGAAAGAAAAAGAAGAAGACAUUGUCACAGCAUUCAUCAUCGACUACAUCAUCAUCGCCAUCACAAUCAAUGUCAAGACAAUCGAAAUCACCAUCACAAGGAGCAUCAAGGGCUGCAAGAUCACCCGCAAGAAAGACAUUGACCAAUGGCGAUCACAAGAAUUCCUCAUCAUCAUCAUCAUCACAGAGCAAGCGACCAAACACUCCAUCUCGAUCAACACCAUCGUCAUCAUCGUCAUCAAAGAGGAAACAAAGACAAAAGGACAGUGAUGACGACGAAGAUGAUGAUCAAGAAGACGAGGACGAAGCGAUCAUUGGAGAGUUACCCAAUCCAAAGUUCGCCAGAUUGGACUUGGAUUCAAUCCUCACACUCAAAUAUAUGUCAUCCAAAUCAAAGAAGUUCACUGUCAAGUCGACAGAGUCAAAGGAGGACACCAAGCGCAAGAAACAGUUGAUUCACGAUGAGGAGAAGGCCAAGGGCGAGGCAAUGCUGCGAGAGCUUCGAGACGAGUUUGAUCCAAAGGAUAUGGAGGAGAUUGAGCGACAACAAAAGGAGGGAGUCGGUCCAAGGAAGAAGACGCCCGUUCAAUCAGUCACCACGACGCCAAAGUCAAUCCUAAAGACAUCGACCACAACAACGCCACAGACAAACAACAAUGACACAACUACCACACCUUCGACCGUGUCAACAGUUACAUCCGCCACUGAUAAACGUGCACGACAUGUCGAGUUCUCCGUGGAACUGGACGAGCAGUUGGUGUCAGAGAUGAAAUACGUCUCGAAUAGACCAUCAACAGGCGGUUCAGUGACACGUACGCCUUCCUCCCAAGAAUCAAUCAAGAAGAAACAACAACAAGAACAGGAGAGGGACCAAGAAGAUGAACCACUACUAGAGCAGUCACAAGUAGUCAUGGAUAUUAUUGAACCAGACAACAAGGAUGCCAAUAAUGAUGUACAUAAGAGCAAUGGCAAUCAAGAUGUGGCUGUGGACGAGAAAGAGCAUGAUCAGGAUCUGGUGGAUAUAGUGGAGAGCACAGGACAACAACAGAAUAGCAAUGUCAUCGAUGACAACAACAACAGCAACAACAACAACAAAGACGACAAUGACAAUGACAAAGGAGUAGAUGGAGUGGACCAUGUUGUUCAAAGUGGCGAUGGCGAGAAGAUAGAGCCAAUACCCGACUCGUAUGAUGAGUCCAAAGAGUUCCAGAAUAGCCAGCCAACACAAUCAGACGAUAUGCCAAGUACGCAGACCUGUCAACGAGAUUAUGACGAGUAUACCAAAGGUAAGUUGUUGUAUUACAAGUUGUUGUUGUUGUUCAAAGUGAUCCAUGAGGAGGAAGGAGGAAACAGACUAAUCUAA